CCACGCCAAUGUCCUCCAAACUUGCUACGGCCCUUAGGCAGCCCGGACUGAGGCGAUCAGUCCACCCUUUCUGCUGCGGCCCAUCAAUAGCGCACUACUCCGCUACCGCCUCCCAAACAACGCCUACUCCGGAAUCCGGUUCCACUUUCUCUCGUCCAACACGCCCCAACCCCGCCAGUUCGAAAACCACGCAUUACCGCAUCACUCUCCGGCGCUCUGCGAUUGCCCUGGGGAAGGCCAAGCAGGCGACCCUAGUCACGCUCGGCCUGCACCGGCGCUUCCAGACGGUGUACCACCCGCACACGCCGGACAUUGCAGGCAAGAUCCUGGCGGUGAAGGAGCUGCUGGAGGUGCAGAACGUCGCGCCGGCGGAGGUGCGCACGAAGGAGGAGAUGACGCGGGAGCGCAGGGCGACGCGGGGCUUCAGGGUUGUCGGGAGGAGGCUGGGCGUGGUGGGCGGGACGGCAGGUGCGGGGUGGUGGCGUGGCCUGUAGACCGCAUGAUGUGGGUAUGGGUGAGGGGCGGUUGACGUUGCUGAUUCACGCUCGGAAUCGUGUCCGCGUGGCUAUUAUUCUGUGUUCUUCCCUCCUUGAACGACUGCAAUUACGGCGCGUUGUGCUACGUGGUUGUUGACUUCCUGCUUGCAUGACUUUUCGUCGCAAAAGUCCGUCCGGC
Gloeophyllum trabeum ATCC 11539 is the source of this 675-nucleotide messenger RNA. RefSeq lists its product as uncharacterized. The record is from RefSeq and is a predicted model, not a curated record. The transcript has 2 exons. Gene Ontology annotation, cellular component: mitochondrion; large ribosomal subunit. Gene Ontology annotation, biological process: translation. The coding region runs from base 9 to 494 and encodes 161 amino acids. NCBI's taxonomy places the organism in Eukaryota, Fungi, Basidiomycota, Agaricomycetes, Gloeophyllales, Gloeophyllaceae. Gene Ontology annotation, molecular function: structural constituent of ribosome.